GUGGGGGGUUUGGUGGGGGCUGGGGUGGGCGGGGUUGGGGCUUGGGUGGCGGGUGGGUCCUCGUGCCCCUGGCCGCCUGGGUCGAUCUUGGCACGCUGGGGGUGUCGGUAGCUGCUCCCUCUUGUUCUCCGGGUCCGCGUCGUUCACGGUGGCCCCGGUGGCUCUCUGGGGGCGCCGCCCUGUGGCUCCUACGGCCCGGGGGGAGGGGUGCCCUGUUGGCUUGGCCCUGCCUUGCCGUGAUUGCUGUUCUGGGCUUCGGGGUUCUUCACACUUGCAUGUUUGAUCAGGUCUCGCCAGCUACUGCCGAGUCCUAUUGUUAGCGAAUGAUGGGACCCGCCAGAAUAUGCUGAGACUCUCUCCAGAGUCUCUACCCUAAACUCAUUCUCUCUUUCACUAGUAUCCUCUUUUGGCCUAUUCUAUUCAAUUCUUUACUAUCAAGACAUCCACAAUUAUGGUGCUCAGUACCGUUUGUUUAAUUAUUUAUUGAAUCUCUUUUUCUUUUGUGUUGGUUUUCUUUUCUUCUUUUUUUUUAUUGAUGAGCAGUUAGUAGUUGGAAAUAACACACCACCUUACAAUCUUUAAUUGUAAUAGCACCACCUGUUAGUUUCUAUCCCUGUUCAUCCUGUUCGUCCUGUCCAGUCUUUCCCCCGCACAUCACUGAGGUGUAGCACUGCCCUCCCUUGCUCAUAAUAGGGAAUUCUAAUAAAGAAUGUCUGCCUAGCUUUCAGGGAGGGCCGGUGAUGGUCACACACAUGCACUAAAUAUUAAAAUAUUUGGCUACAAGACUAACAUAUGCAUCAAUCUCAUACAAUGUUGACACCUCUUUUGUGGAGUUAAACAAUGAGAACAAAUGCAGACAAAAAAAAAGGAACAACACCAUGCUCAGCACGAUCAGAAAGAACAAACCCGAGUUCCCGACCGCCCUGCUUGUGCUCCGAGGGAGACGGGUCCUCUCCUCCAAGUUCGCCUUCACGCGCUGGUCUCCUACCUGGCCAAGAAAAACAAGAACGUGUUGCUGCUCAGCACGUUCCACGCACGGGACGCGGACACCAUCGGCCGGAGGCGGCGUGCGGACAAUAAGCCCGCCGUCGUCCAGGACUACAACUCCAACAAAGGCGGCGUGGACAACCUGGACAAAGUCGUAGGCGCAUACAGCUGCAGGAGGAUGAUGGCUCACUGGCCCUUCGCCGUCUUCCACAACAUUCUCGGCGUGUCCUCCUACAACGCCUUCGUGAUAUGGAGAGAGCUCAACCUGGACUGGUUGCCCGGCAGGCGCAACAAGAGGAGGGUGGUUCUCGAGCAGCUGGGCAAGGCGCUCGUCGCUCCGCUCAUCGAACGGAGGGCUCGCCUGCCGAGCGCAGAAGCGGCGGUCGUGAAAGCCCAUCGGCUGGUGGCCACGGGGGGUGUCGGCAGGGACGGCGGCGGCGGGGGGGGGGGGUCGCUUCUUCUUCUUUUUCUUCUUCUUCCCCUUCUCUCCGUCCUUGGACGGAUCUUGUCUCGGCACCGGCCCCCUCGUCGAAGGCUGAGCCUCCUGCUGCGGCCCAGGCCCGGGCCCCCGGGCACGUCCUGGAGGACAUUGGCCUCCAGUACUACUGUUGUCCCAAAAGCUCUCUCAGACAUCUACAGUUGA
This is a messenger RNA of Amphiprion ocellaris (clown anemonefish), 1630 nucleotides long. RefSeq lists its product as uncharacterized. NCBI's taxonomy places the organism in Eukaryota, Metazoa, Chordata, Actinopteri, Pomacentridae. The transcript is spliced from 2 exons. The coding region runs from base 851 to 1630 and encodes 259 amino acids. The record is from RefSeq and is a predicted model, not a curated record.